Pyricularia grisea is the source of this 605-nucleotide messenger RNA. RefSeq lists its product as uncharacterized. The transcript has 2 exons. Lineage: Eukaryota; Fungi; Ascomycota; Sordariomycetes; Magnaporthales; Pyriculariaceae. The record is from RefSeq and is a predicted model, not a curated record. The coding region runs from base 41 to 277 and encodes 78 amino acids.
CUUUUUCCUUCACACAAGGUCACAAACAAAAACAGCAGCAAUGAAGCCCGUUAUAUUUUUUACUUUUAUCGCCGGCCUGGCCACGCCAUUUGUAUCCGCCAAGAGCUACUGCCGAUCAUUCCACAAUACAGGCACGAUGGAACAGGACGGUACAACCUGCAACGCCAAAUCUAAUUGUCCAUUCCCCAGCUCCGCGAGCGGCCAGCCGGGAUUCAACUUUCCUCUUGCGAACAAGGCGGGCGCAGCAUGCUCUGUUGAUUUUAAAUGCUGCUAUUAAAAAAACCGGGCCUAAAGAAGAUCAAGCGGGAUACGAUUUACUAUGUACUUGCGGCAAGGCUGGCAUGAUGAUGUAUGUACCAUUUCUAUGGCGUCGCAGGAUCGCCUGGCGCUGCAUGGCGUCAGGGCUCGCCCGAACACAAAACACUACCUUCCCAAACCAUGCCCGUCAUGGCAAACCAAUCAUUGGAUGGGACAAGCGGGGGGCGGUACGCUGCAUUAUAGUGCACGCGACAGGAUGGGGGAAAAUGGUCACAUUGGCUCACUUUGGAGAAUGCGCGACAGACAGACAGACCAUUUCCCCUCAGCCGAGAGCUGCCAUUACCCUG